Messenger RNA from Vigna radiata var. radiata (mung bean), 2744 nucleotides. RefSeq names its product U-box domain-containing protein 34. Gene Ontology annotation, molecular function: ATP binding; ubiquitin-protein transferase activity; protein kinase activity. NCBI's taxonomy places the organism in Eukaryota, Viridiplantae, Streptophyta, Magnoliopsida, Fabales, Fabaceae. The coding region runs from base 80 to 2368 and encodes 762 amino acids. The record is from RefSeq and is a predicted model, not a curated record. The transcript is spliced from 9 exons. Gene Ontology annotation, biological process: protein ubiquitination; protein phosphorylation.
AGAGAACUAUAAAUUCAACUGUUGUUGGGAUGGCUGAAGGAGCAAUUAAAAAUCUAGUUGACCGUUGACCAACGGAAUAAUGUCCACACCACCGUUGCUGAGAUCGGUUGCCGUCGCUGUGAGCGGCGGCUCCAGCAAGGGUAGCCGGCGAGCCGUGCAGUGGGCGGUGGAUAAUCUGGUCCCUCAAGCCGACAGGUUCAUCUUAGUUCACGUCAUCCCUCCAAUCACCUCAAUUGUCACACCAACUGAAGAGUAUAUUCCUGUUUCGGAAGCAGACGCCGACAUUUUUGCAGCUUAUGUAGACGAUGUCAAGCAAAAAUCUGAACAAAUCUUCGUCCCAUUCAAGAAACUCUGCGGCUCAAACACUAUGGAAACAGUACUGCUAGAAGAUGACAAUGUGGCAGAAGCACUUAUUAGCUUUAUUUCAGAGUCCGGGGUCCAAACAUUAGUGCUGGGUUCUGACUCCUCAAAUUUUAUAACAAGGAAGCUAAAAGGACCUGGAAUACCAACUACCAGCCUAAGAUGUGCUCCAGACAGUUGUGAUGUGUAUGUUGUAGCUAGAGACAGAAUUGUUUCGAAGUUAGCCGAUCUGUCAUAUUCACAUUCUAGUGAGGCUAGUCCAAGCUACUUCAUGUCUACUAAAGUAAAUAAAGUAGAAAAUGACGCUGGCCUUGAUAGAGAAAUAUCGGGAAUCAGUUCAUCAACAACAGAGUCUAAAUUCCUAAAGAAUUUCAGAUUUUUAUCAAUAUCCGAGCAUAGCUACGUUGGUCUGCAAACAUUUAGUCGCAGGGAUUCUUUUGAAAAUUCUACCAAAAGUGAUAAUCCAGAAAACUGUGGAGAUGAUAUUGAAAUGAUUAGCCUCCACUCUUUUGAUUCCAUUGCUUCUGCACAACGUGAACAGUUAGCCGUGCAAGAAGAAGUAGAACGGCUGCAACUGGAGUUGCAAAAUACUAUCGCCAUGUACAAACAGGUUUGUGAAGAGCUGGUUGAAGCUCAACACCAGGCCCUUAUACUUUCUUCUGAAUCUCUUGAAGAAACUAAAAGAGUGAAUGCUUCCCUAAAAAGAGAGGAGGUUUUGAGAAAGAUUGCUUCUGAAGAGAAAACUAAGUAUUUAAAAGUCAUGAAGGAACUUGAGGAGGCAAAAAAUAAGUUUUCCAAAGAGUCAUAUGAAAGACAGAUGGCUGAACUUGAUGUCCUUAAAGAAUCAAUAGAGAAACAGAGAAUUGUUGAUACAUUACUCUCAAAUGACAGGAGAUACAGAAAGUACACCAUGGACGACAUCAAGAUAGCCACAAAAUUCUUUUCUGAGGACUUGAUGAUUGGUGAAGGAGGAUAUGGGAAAGUUUACAAGUGUUAUCUUGAUCACACACCAGUAGCUGUAAAGGUUCUGCAUCAGGAUGCAAUCAACAAGAAAGAGGAGUUUCUAAAAGAGGUUGAGAUUCUUAGUCAACUGCAUCAUCCUAAUAUGGUUUUGUUACUUGGAGCCUGUCCUGAGAAUGGUUGCCUAGUUUAUGAAUACCUGGAAAAUGGAAGUCUAGAAGACUAUCUUCUCAACAAAAAUAGAAAACCAUCACUUCCAUGGUUUUUUCGAUUUCGCAUAGUUUUUGAAAUGGCUUGUGGGCUUUCAUUCUUGCAUAAUUCGAAGCCAGAACCGAUUGUCCACCGAGAUAUAAAACCUGGCAACAUUUUGUUAGACAGAAAUUAUGUGAGCAAAAUUGCUGAUGUUGGGCUGGCUAAACUCCUUGCAGAAGUUUCUCCUGACAAUAUUACAGAGUACCGAGAAUCAGUCCUUGCCGGUACUCUGCAUUACAUGGACCCAGAAUAUCAGAGAACCGGCACUGUCCGACCAAAAUCAGAUGUAUAUGCAUUUGGAGUUAUAACUCUCCAAUUAAUAACUGGUCGCCAAGCACGUGGACUCAUUAUGAUUGUUGAAGAUGCAAUUAGAAAUGGCUCCUUCCGUGACAUUUUAGAUACAUCAGCUGGAGAUUGGCCAUUGGAUGAGACGAUGGAAUUGGCUCAAGUUGCCCUUAAAUGCACAGCACUUAGAUGCAGAGAUAGACCAGAACUUGAUACUGAAAUUCUUCCACUACUCGAAAGAUUUUCUAAUGCGGCAAAUGCCAGUGCAAGGAUAGGAAGAAAUAGUGUAAGUGCACCAAGCCAGUAUUAUUGUCCAAUUCUUCAGGAAAUCAUGGAUGAUCCAUAUAUUGCUGCGGAUGGGUUCACUUAUGAGUACAGAGCAAUCAAGGCAUGGCUCAGCAGACACAAUGUGUCACCCAUGACAAAGCUUAAACUUCAGCAUUCUGUGUUGACUCCGAACCAUACUCUACGUUCUGCCAUUCAGGAGUGGAAGUCAGGAGUCACCUUUUGAUUAGUAAUCACCAAGCAAUGAAGAUCCUACAGGAUACCGUUGAUCUCAAUCCAACCCACUUUUACUGCAGCUUAAAACUGUCAGAAUUUGAAUUUCCAAGAAGUUUGUAAGAUGGGAUCAGAUAGAGAGAAAAAUAUUGUAAAAGGUACAUAUGAAAAGUAUAUACUCUAGGAGAAUUUAGCUGCACGUGCUACUAAACGGCUAAUUGUUUUUUAUUUUUCAUUUAACCCUGUAUAUAAACUUUCUAUAGCCAUUGUGUUUAGCCCAAACAUAAAAUGUUAGCUGCUCGUGCAGACUUUCUUAUACGGACAUGUUGGACGAGAAUGAAAAUUUGUUGCUCACGAAAUAUUUACAUAUUCAGUGAGACGUUGUUUCA